Messenger RNA from Drosophila busckii, 624 nucleotides. Its product is annotated as GTP-binding nuclear protein Ran-like. The record is from RefSeq and is a predicted model, not a curated record. Gene Ontology annotation, molecular function: GTP binding; GTPase activity. The coding region runs from base 1 to 624 and encodes 207 amino acids. Lineage: Eukaryota; Metazoa; Arthropoda; Insecta; Diptera; Drosophilidae. Gene Ontology annotation, biological process: protein import into nucleus; ribosomal subunit export from nucleus. Gene Ontology annotation, cellular component: nucleus; cytoplasm. The transcript has a single exon.
AUGGAGCCUGGAGCUAUAUUGAAUAUCAUUAUUGUUGGCGUACACGCUACGGGCAAGUCCGCGUUUGUGCAGCGCCAUCUGACGGGCGAAUUUAAAGAAAAGUAUACGCCCAGUCAAGCAAGUGAAAUGCACAAUUUUAAGCUGCACACCACACGCGGUCCCUUGCGAUUUUUCUUCUGGGAAUCUCAGGCAGUUAAGGAGAGGGACUAUUUGCCCAUUGCUGCUGCUAUAAUAAUGAUCGAUGGCAGUUGCGGACGCUCCUCGACGCCCGUGUCCAAUUAUCAAAACGAUAUUUGGUACUACUUUGGCAACAUACCCAUUGCCAUAUGCUCGAACAAGUUGGAUCUGGGCAGUACUGGUGGCAAGGCGUGGAGCAUUUCAGACUUGGUUGAGCAUUUCGAUAUAUCGGUGAAAUCAUUUGUCAACUGCGAGAAGCCGCUGCUUUGGUUAGCCUCAAAAAUCUUUGAGGAUGCGCAGCUGCAGUUGGUGCCAGAGCUGGCGGCAUAUCCACCAGCCAAGACGCUGCUGUCCACUCAGGAUCGUUUGCUGCUGGCAUUCUAUGAGCAGUCCCAGCCAUUUGUGCUGCCACGCGAUGAUGAAUGGGAUGCAAAAUCAAAAAACUAA